Molecule: messenger RNA, 363 nt
Organism: Eruca vesicaria subsp. sativa (arugula)
Lineage: Eukaryota; Viridiplantae; Streptophyta; Magnoliopsida; Brassicales; Brassicaceae
Source: the annotation of a GenBank genome assembly
AUGACGACUUCCGGUUUUGAAGGUGUAGAAAACAGAUUAGAGAUUGUGUUCAAGAAUUCUAUGGGAGAGUCACUGCAUUCCACCUUGAGGGAAGAUAUAUGGAACGUAAUCUUGCAGCUUGUGGACUGCAAGAUUGAAGAUCGUUUGCUUUCUCAUUCCGUCAAUACAUAUCUUCUCUCAGCGUCAACUAACUUCACCGUUGCAAUUGGUGGAUUGGUGGAAUCUGUGAUCAGUUGUUUUGAUCCAGUUAACUUCACCGUUGCAAUUGUGGGCAGCUCUAAAUGUUCCAAAGUUUUGAAAGUGAGGAACAAAGUUGUGCAAUGGAUGGAUGUCAAACCGGUAGGAGCUUGGGAUAAAUUGUAA